Molecule: messenger RNA, 1775 nt
Organism: Owenia fusiformis
Lineage: Eukaryota; Metazoa; Annelida; Polychaeta; Sabellida; Oweniidae
Source: the annotation of a GenBank genome assembly
AGCAUAAAUAUUGUUGAUUCUGACAACUGGCCAGCAGUACAGAGAUUACCACAGUACCACUGUGAUUAGAUUUAUCUUAAACUGGAUCUCGUAGGCUAUUCACAUAAAUUUUCUGGAUUUAAGUUGUCGACGCGAUGAUAACACAAAGACUUAGUGCUGACGCUCAAUAAUACCUGAAAAUAGAUAUCUCGAGUUGGUUUCAUAUUGUUAUUUUGACAACUGAACUAUAAGAAUGAGACGAUCAAACCGACAACGGAACGUGCUGCCACCUAUAGGGGAUUUCAGCAACCUGCAGAAUACAAAAGACGAUUAUGAAGAUGAUGAUGAAGAAGGAAACGACAACAAUGAAAUUCACAUGGAUAUACGCCAGGCGCGAAGUGCGCCAACUAGCCCACGUAUUCCGAGGCAUCGUGAACUGAUAUCACUCGACAGUCGAAAACUAAGGCCAACGUCGCCAAACCUGCCUCAAAAAACACAAACAAAGAAAGAAUCAAAAUUAGAAUUAAGGAAACGGCUAUACCAAGCGAAAUCAGACACCAAUAUUAGAGGAGUUGAUGAUGAAAAUAACUUUGGAGAUAGGUGUAUAGAAAUUGGUACGCCUGCUCCUGGAUUUCAUACUAGUCUUGAUGUAAAUGUCGACGGUGUAGGAGGUUUGGACAAUGAUGACGGGGAUAUGUCAUUCCCGGCGAUAAAGGUCGAUUCAUGUGCCGAUAGGAAAGCAUCAAUCAUCGCUGAAAGCUUUGGUGAUACGCAUUCACUGUCACCGCGGCGUAUAAGCAGUAAUGUAAAUAUUAGAAAAGUCUCUAGCUUCAGUAAUCUAGCAAAGCAGAAACAACCUUUAUUCAAGUCAAGACAAAACAAUACAAUGGAACCUGAUUUUGUUUCAGUCUCCCAAAUACCAGUCAAUUUGUCACGAUCGGAAAAUGACAUAUAUGGAAAUGCAUCGCAUGAUGAUGACGUAUCAUUCAGUGCUUUAGCAGCCUAUUGUGAAUCGCAUUCGGAUUACUCUUCCGAUGAAACACUAAUUAUUCCCGGGAAUAUUCAUCAUAGCGUAAAUGAAUGCUCAUCUAAAAAAUCUCCCAGGAUGAAUCGCAAACAGUACAGAGAUGUAUCCCACCAACUUCCUCCAGUGAACCCAAGAGAAGUCGGCUCGAAAAUUAAAACGGAUGGUUCGGUUUGCAAGUCGUUUAACGUUACAGACCGGAGUAGCAGUAUGUCAAAUGUGUCAAGUGAUUCAGCAACGUCGUGUACCAGUCCAGAUGGAGGCAUGUCACCAGGAACCAGACGACGAGUCAGGGAAACUCAUAUUGAAAGUUCAGUUCAUUCCCUCCAUACGCCUAAACCACCACGUUCUCCAUCACCAAGACGACGACUUGACAACAAAUGGGUCGUUCAGGAUGACGUAAGCUUAAAUAGAUCGCGCAGUGUUUCUCCGAACGUCUGCAAAAAACCAAUCCGACUUUUGCCUAUCGAAUAUGAGGAAACAAAAUGAUAGAAGAUGUACGACUACAGCUCGGAAUAUUUACAUUGUUACAUACAUUGUGUGUGCGAUUUGCUUUUUCAUUAUAGCAUGAUUAAAAUCUAUUGUUAACUGGCCAUGGUAUAAAGUACAAUUAAGUGCUAUAAUUAUACGAUACAGUAUUUGUUGAAUAAAACAUGCAGCUAUUGAAACAAUACAGUACAACUAACUGAUGUGUCCAUCCAUAACUUUAAGGCUGCAGUACAGUUAAACUGUGUCUAACCAAACCCGUCUGGCCCAGUUAUCUACUCCUGAC